Echinococcus granulosus is the source of this 309-nucleotide messenger RNA. RefSeq lists its product as hypothetical. Lineage: Eukaryota; Metazoa; Platyhelminthes; Cestoda; Cyclophyllidea; Taeniidae. The transcript has a single exon. The record is from RefSeq and is a predicted model, not a curated record. Bases 1 to 309 code for a protein of 102 amino acids.
AUGAGCCAGGAGUGCCCUUCGGACUUCAUUCGUGUAGUUCACCUCCACAACGCAGAGAAGCUGCCGCCGGUUCAGUCGGUAGUCAUGACAUCUGAACACCCGAAACAUCUACGAGAUUGUAAUGACCUUGGGACUGAAGUGGACCUCGCGUCACACCUCGUCCACUUCGGAGAGAGUCUUCAGCAACAACUCGCACUUCAUCCUUUCCAAGAAAAGGGACCAAAAUCAUCAGCCCAUGACGGACUUUCCAUUUUUUGUAUAGCUGAAAGCAUCAUUGAUGAUGAAUCCGUUAAAGAGGCGAAUGCAUGA